AUGCUGCCUCUGAAAACAGGCCAUCUUGAGGUUGUAUGGGUCUUGUUAGAGCAUGGAGCGGGUGUUAAUGCUCCGGAUAAGAUGGAUGGCACUGCGGUUCUUGGUGCUUCUCAAAGUGGCGAUUUUGAGGUUGUGACGUUUUUGUUAAGGAACGGAGUAAAUCAGUUCGCCCACGCUCUUCUAAUUACUUUCGAAUACGGCAAUUUGGAGGUUGUGAAGGUCUUCUUAAAGCAAAAGAAGAAUUCUAUCCAGAUUUUCCUUUAUGAUAAUGCUCUUAGGGCUGCUUCUUCAAAGGGCCUCCACAAGAUCCAACAACUAUUAUUAGAGAUAAUUCUAAAUUUCAGCAUACAGAGUGACAAACACGGGAAUGGCAAUCCUCUUCGAGGUUCUGACGGAAGAAAUCCCAAGAGACAAGGCUUAGCUGACAAAAGUACGAGCUCAAUUCUAGUGAUGGAGGAUUUGUACAGGCUGACCUUCAUGCAUUCAUUUCACCAAACUCAUCCCCAAUGGUCUGGGUUCUAG
This is a messenger RNA of Talaromyces proteolyticus, 522 nucleotides long. RefSeq lists its product as uncharacterized. The transcript has a single exon. Gene Ontology annotation, molecular function: protein binding. The record is from RefSeq and is a predicted model, not a curated record. NCBI's taxonomy places the organism in Eukaryota, Fungi, Ascomycota, Eurotiomycetes, Eurotiales, Trichocomaceae. Bases 1 to 522 code for a protein of 173 amino acids.